UAUAAGUUAUAAUAUGCUAUAAUUUUGCUACAUUUUUAGUUAAACAAAAGUAAAUACUAUUUUUUUAAGUUGCAAGGGAACUCUCAACGCAAGGCAAAACAUCUGUUUGCUGACAUAAGUUCAGUCACACAAAUCAAUUAAAUUGAAAUUUUAUACACAAGCAUAUUUACAUGGUGUAUAUAACAGUUGGUUUUGUAUAAUUAACGUGCACAGUGUGCAAACCACUUUUAUUAUACAUGAAGAUGCUACUUUGUGCGUUGCCAUUUUUUGCAUGCGGUAGAAUAAUACGUGGCUUUGGACGUGGUUCGAAAGAGUUGGGAAUACCCACAGCAAAUUAUCCCCUCGAAGUUGUAAAAUCUUUGCCUACAAGUUGUCAGAACGGCAUUUAUUAUGGUUGGGCUAACGUAGAUAACGGAGAGGUUUAUAAAAUGGUAAUGAGUAUAGGUUGGAAUCCGUACUAUGACAACAAGGAAAGGAGUAUGGUAAGUUAA
Molecule: messenger RNA, 491 nt
Organism: Teleopsis dalmanni
Lineage: Eukaryota; Metazoa; Arthropoda; Insecta; Diptera; Diopsidae
Product: putative riboflavin kinase
Exons: 2
Coding region: 237-491 (84 amino acids)
Biological process (GO): riboflavin biosynthetic process; FMN biosynthetic process
Cellular component (GO): mitochondrion
Molecular function (GO): riboflavin kinase activity
Source: RefSeq, a predicted model, not a curated record